UUUGGGAAAGUUUCAGCGCAAGUUGAAAAAAAGACAGGACUCUCAACAAGCGGAGCGUUAGUGGUCGAGGUGAUAACUGAGAUGAAUGAAAGCCAUUAGAAUGAUCAUAUAUUUAUUGCAAAAAGAUCAGCAUUCAUUUGUCUUUCAUACGUGGAUAUCCAACCAAAACACAGCGAGAGAGAAAUAUUCAAAAACUAAGGAGUUCACAGCAACAGCGGUGGACGGACCUUUGAACUGGAUUCUGGAUAGUUCCGCGGACACGCUACAUUAAUCCGGCGACGUCGGCCAAAAGAGGAGGAGUUUGACUUUUGUUUUGCGGAAAGACCCUAGAGUCCGUGCCACACGUUCAGCAAAGGCCCCCCCACACCUCCUCCCUCAGGAAGCCCCAAAUGCUCAUUGGCCCGUCCAUCGAUGCCAGGGCGUCCUGCCUCGCCUCACAUGGAAAGCCGACCACUAUCCCGCCCGUCGCCGCCCCCCUCGUUACCAAGGAAGUGACAGCCAUGGAUACGCUGCCUCAGCCGGCCCAGGCGCCACAGCCUCCCAUCACGCCUCCAGCCCCAGCACCACCGGCGCCGCCACCACCUCCGCCACCUCCGCCUCCUCCUCCUCUACCGCCACCUCCUCCCCCCCCCGACUCCUCCUCCUCCUCCUCUUCCUCCUCGGUGCUGGGCUGCAUGGACAGCGUCCGGAGGAGCAGGCUGAGAAAGCUCAACUGGGAGCGGAUCCCCAAGGAGAAGGUGGAGGGACGCAAGAGCGUGUGGAGCGGCGCCGCGGCCGAGGAGGACGAGUUCCCCAUCGACUUCCACUCCCUGGACGAGCUGUUCGGCCAGAAGGACAGCAAGGCCCAGGACCGGGCCUCGGCCUGCAGGAAAGGCAGCCGCUCGUCCCUGCUGAUGCUGAGGUCCCGGUCGCCCCAGGAUAUCGCUGCAGAGCAGAUCUCCUUACUGGACCCGAAGAGGAGCAUGAAUGUUGGGAUCUUCCUGCGACAGUUUAAGAUGCCGGCGAAGGAGAUAGUGGAGGACAUCCGUUUGGGUGCGGGCGAGCACUACGGAGCUGAGAAGCUGGCAGAGUUCUGCAAACUUCUACCGGACAACGAAGAGGAAAACCGUCUGAGGCAAUUCAAGGGGGAGCGCAGCAGGCUGGGAGAGCCUGACCUCUUCAUGCUGCUGCUGGUGGAACUCCCCAGUUUCCGCCUGCGUCUGGAUGCCAUCAUCCUGCAGCAGGAGUUUGAUCCGGCGGUGACCUCUCUGUGUGUGGCAGCCAGAUGUCUUAGGGAGGCGGCAAGGGAACUAUUGAGCUGUCCCGAGUUACACUCCAUCCUUCGCUUGGUGCUGAAAGCGGGCAACUAUAUGAAUGCGGGUGGAUACUCAGGGAACGCCGCUGGUUUUCGGAUCUCUUCGCUACUGAAACUGGCCGACACCAGAGCCAACAAGCCGGGCAUGAACUUGCUGCAUUAUGUAGCCAUGGAAGCUGUAAAAAAGGACCAGGGCUUGCUGUCGUUUCCCAGCCAACUAGGCCAUGUCGGCCCUGCCUCCAGGUUAUGUGAGGAGUCUGUUUACGAGGACUUAUCAAAGUUGCAAAGCAGAGUUGUAUCCCUCAAGGUCAACAUACAGACGGAGCCGGAACUUGCGGAGCAGACACAACCCUUCCUAGAGAUGGCUGAUGACCGCCUAAAGGAGGCUGACGAUGAGCUAGAGGGCAUGAGGAUGUCGAGUCAGGCCCUGGUGGAGUUCUUCUGCGAGGAUGAAGGCACAUUCAAGUUGGAGGAGGCCUGUAAGGUCUUCAGCUCAUUCUGCCAACGGUUCCAAAGAGCAGUCCAGGAGAACGCAGACCGAGAAGUGAAGGAGCAGAAACGUCAGGAGAGGGAACGCGAGCUGGUUGAGAAGCGUCGCUCAAUCGCGGUGUGCUCGGGACCGGAGCUUGGCCUCAGCCUGGCCCGGGAAUCCCAGGGUGGGGACGGCCAGGACGACCUGGAGAGGAUGCUUGAGAAGGGUUUAAACCACUCCUGGAGCAGGCGGAGCUUGAGGAGCUCCGAUCUCCGCAGGUAUUCCCACCACCUUCAACCCAGCACCAAUCAUCUCCUGAACCCGCCCACCUUCAACGCCUUCCCAGAGUUGGGGACCAGCCCGACUUCAACAGGUGAGCGGCAGGGCAGCGCGUCUGGCCAUCGGACACCCUCUGGGCUUGGCGGCUCCGCAGAGUCAAACAGCAAGCAGGAAACUGUUGGAGGGGGACCAACCCUGUCUGGCUGUUAUCAAGCAGGAAACCAUAACAUGGAAACUUUCCAGGGCUCAAAUGUUGAGAAGAUAAAGCCAUCGACGCAUGAUGUUGCGUUCAAGGUCGCACAACAAAAUCCGGACAGCAUUUCCUACGUUUCACAGUUUCACUACGAGAAGAAAAUGUCACAAGCGCCUGAACGUUCAAAUAAAGUGAGUAAAAUCUCACAUGGACUAAUGGACUCGGAGACCAAUGUAUCGGCGUUCACUUCGUGUUCAAACUCUCCUGCUGCUGCAACCACUUCAACCCCUCCCCUCAGUGUUAAAAGCCAGAUUUCUACUGCGAGACAUAGGUUUGGCAUGCCUGUGACUGACUCUGCUUGUCCUACUCCCCCCAAAACAAAGGCUAAAGACUCUUCAGACACAGAAUCCUCACAGAACUCUGUUCACAUCACUGGAAUACAAACUCUUGGUGCUAGAAAGCCUGGCCAUUCGACGUACCACCUCAGCGAGAGCCAGUCCCAACCCUCUGCACACGAUCACGAUGCCUUACAGUCACAAAUGCUGUUUUCGCCUGGAAUGGAGCUCACUAAACAGAUGGUGACCGAAACGGCCUCAACACCGGGGAAAGGGAACUGGAUAUCCUCCGGUCUACCCGAGGCACACAAUUACCCCCCCGGCUCCCACAGCUCUGCGAGCAACGUCGAGAGGCCUUACCCGUGUGUGGGCGAGACACUGGAGUGCCACACACUGGUGAAAGGCUUGCGGUCUUACAACACUCUGUCUUCUCCGACCUCCCCUCUCCCGCGGCCCACACCCAGCCCGUGCUCCAAGUGGCGGAAGGAGAGAGAGGAUCUACAAGAGCUGAACGCCCCGGGGUCUCCGACUACUAAAGGGGAGGCACAAGCGACAAAGACCCCCGUCCGUAGUGGCGUGGGUGCCAAAAGGGGGCUUGUGUCGCGCAGUACAACGCCUGCCAACGGCAGUGGGAUUCCCAGGGUGCACUCUAAAACAGAGCCCUCCGGUCGGGUUGCAUCUCCCGCCGAUCAAACGGCCUCAACUCGCCCGACGCGCCUGGCUAAUCCUCUAAGCUUGUCCACGGGCGCGUCGCCUAUCGCUCGCUCCUCCGCUGCUCAAACGGAUGUAAGACGAAGCCACAGCGCGAGGGAACGGGUACAGCACGGAACCGAUCCGCAGGCUAAAUCUCUCCUGACCCGUAGGACUUCAGGCAGGUCUUUACCGGAGAAGGCCGGUACCACCAACAACAACAAUAACAACAACAACAACAGCCCAGCCUUCGUUAGAGGCACCCCUCUCCGGGUGUCUAAACGGCUGGCCCCAAACUCUGAGUCUCAAGGGCGUUCCCAGCAUCGCGCAGUCCAUAGCCCCACCUCCUCCGCCACGGCCAAGACCAUCCGCACUGCUGUUAUAUCGGCGGCCAGGAACAAGGCCGCGAAGGACACGGGCACAGAUGUGUCGCCUGUUGUAGACGGUAAAGUCCCAGCAGCCACACGCAUCCCCGGCCCCAAAGUGGCUCGUUCCUCGACACCUCAGCGACUAUGGAAGUGAAAGGAUUAGUAAUGAUGGUAAUGAAUGACCCGGGUCACUGGUUCUAUGUUUCUUUGUACUUUUGUAGUUCAUGAUGUCCUGCUGCACCGGUAGAUGGGGCUCACUAUAGAAAAAAAGAGAAACUAUGGUACAACUUGCUUUUCUCCCAUUGCAACAACUUGAGGCUGAAGUAGUGUUGGAUAAACUUUCAUAAGGAAAUCAUGCUUGAUUGUAAGUAUAGGUCAUGUAAGAGAAUCAGAUUAGAUCUGAAGAUCACUGUUUCAACCACUAUUUCUGUUACACACUUUUGUUCUGUCAAUGUUAUUUUUUAAGAAAAUUCUCUUGUCUUUAAAUUCUACCUCUAUACAUAUCCAAUACUGUCCAGUGCUGGCAUUAGGACAUCUCAUCCAAACCCACUGCCAUAUCUUCCCUAUAGAGUUGAAGUUCCUUCAAGUUGCCUUACGUGAACUUUGGUUUCAAACCGAGUGUAAUUAAAAUCUAGCUAUUUCAAGUCUCAAGGGUGUAAAUUAAUCAAAUAAAUGUAUGUAAUCUGUGCAUUGAUUCCUUCCAUGGUUUACCAUUUGAAUGCAUGGUAUUAUUGCUUGAAAGCAUCAGACUAUUAUUACCCAGAUAUCUAGAGGCUCUUGAUUGGCUCAUUUUGGUCCAAUCAGGUGCAUAUUGAACUUCAAUGACAUGGACACACUCCUCAUCAUCACUCUUAAGCACUUUACAAAUGUUAAAGGAGGCCAUGUAGAAAAGAUUAAUGUAUUUUUCUGAUUUGAUCAAAAUAUCUCCAGACUUAAUUUAAUAGUAUGGUAUUAACUAGUGAAAUCCCAUGUGUAAAGUAAAAAACGAUGAAAUAAAGACUGUAAUCAAGA
Molecule: messenger RNA, 4642 nt
Organism: Gadus morhua (Atlantic cod)
Lineage: Eukaryota; Metazoa; Chordata; Actinopteri; Gadiformes; Gadidae
Gene: fhdc2
Product: FH2 domain containing 2
Exons: 12
Coding region: 390-3785 (1131 amino acids)
Source: RefSeq, a predicted model, not a curated record